Messenger RNA from Hyaloscypha bicolor E, 981 nucleotides. RefSeq lists its product as uncharacterized. Lineage: Eukaryota; Fungi; Ascomycota; Leotiomycetes; Helotiales; Hyaloscyphaceae. The record is from RefSeq and is a predicted model, not a curated record. The coding region runs from base 1 to 981 and encodes 326 amino acids. The transcript has a single exon.
AUGGCAGCAUAUUUUAAGCUCUGGAUCAUCAGCAGCUUGCUCGGGCUCACUUCAUCAGACCUCCAAGCCAAACGCUCCCCUUCCUUCGAACGAAAAAUCGGAGCAGCACCAACUCCCACAAUAGACCUCUCUUUAAUGCCCGCCUGCGUCCAAGGAAGCUGUAUCAGCCCAUCUGCGAAACCAAUAAACUGCCCAACAGUUCCAGCACCCUGUCCCUCAGACGCAACGAACACAACUUGCGUGACCUACCCACAGGACUGUUACUGCAAACAGACAAUUCCCUUAGCCUGCGCCUGGUCGUGUAGCUGGUGGAACUGGCUCCUUGCAGAAGACUGGUUUGCGCGUCCCGAUGUUUGCGCCUCUGCACCGAAUAUCACUUUCGACGCUCUCCCACCGUGCGCGAAAGACUGUAUAUGGCAGAGUAGUUUUGACUACGGCUGUAUCACGCAUACGAAGAACUGUUUCUGUACGCACGGCUCGCUGUACGGAUGCGAUCGGAAAUGCAAAGCUGUUGCAGAUAAUGGUCCCGGUGGUAAAGUGGCGAGCUGGUUUGCGGAGCAGUGCAGUGUUACUAUAGAAGUGGCGAAUAAUGCGUUGAUGGGGAGUUCGUUUGAAGAAGCGAGAGAUCCGCCGUGGAAGAAGUUGAAGGGACAUAAGUUGAGGUGGUAUGAGAUUAUGGCACUUACGGUUGCAGCUGCGACGAGUGUUAUGUUGGUUGCGGUUUGGGGGCUGUUAAAUGUCGAGAAGGCUGCGAAAGAGAGGAAUAGGCCGAGGAGGACAAGGGGUACUACCAGCAACCAGAAUUCUAAGGUGGUUUUUGAAAAGAUGCCAGGAGAUCGCGGCCCUGCUGAGGAUCCCAAGAACUUGAAAGACAAGCUCAAAAAAAUUGAUAGGGGGUUAAGAUCGCGAAUUGAGCGAGUAAUAAAAGAGGAUCCGGGCCAAAAUCAACAAGGAAACACACCUACAGAUGGAGAAAAAUAA